UUUUGACAGACAAAAACAAAACUCGUUAUCAUUUCGAUGGACGGUCGUGCGUAAAAUUGUGCAGUUUUAUUAUCACUUUUUUUGUUCGAUAAAGACUUGUUCGAUUGUGUAAAUCGUUCUGUAUUUUCAAUAAAGUCCACAUUAGUUGUUUAGUGUGAUUUUUCAACCAUGAGCUAUCAAGAUGAGGAAGAACCAAUCGGCUAUCAGGUGGGCUCUUUCCCCAAGGAUUUUGGAUAUGGAAAUUUCGAUCACGAGGAUAACAACUCUCGUUCGGCUGAGGACAAGCCACGAAUCCUUCUGAUGGGCCUCCGAAGAUCAGGAAAAAGUUCGAUCCAGAAGGUGGUGUUUCACAAAAUGUCUCCCAAUGAAACACUGUUUCUGGAAUCUACAAAUAAAAUCGUCAAAGAUGACAUCAACAAUAGCAGCUUUGUGCAGUUCCAAAUUUGGGAUUUCCCAGGACAAAUCGAUUUCUUCGAUCCAACGUUCGACUCGGAUAUGAUUUUUGGUGGCUGCGGAGCAUUGGUAUUUGUAAUCGAUGCUCAGGAUGAUUACAUUGAAGCCUUAGCUAAACUAAACCAAACCGUAACAAAAGCACAUAAGGUGAACCCCAGAAUCAAGUUUGAGGUGUUUAUUCAUAAAGUGGAUGGAGUGAGCGACGACUUCAAAAUGGAGUCACAACGAGAUAUCCACUCGCGAGCUACAGACGAUCUAGCAGAUGCCGGACUGGAGGGAGUUCACCUAAGCUUUCAUCUUACGUCGAUCUAUGACCAUUCGAUUUUCGAGGCGUUCUCCAAAGUUGUGCAAAAGCUGAUUCCCCAGUUGCCAACCCUUGAAAAUCUGCUCAACAUUUUUAUAUCGAAUUCUGGAAUUGAAAAAGCAUUUCUGUUCGAUGUGGUGUCUAAGAUUUACAUAGCAACAGAUUGCUCGCCUGUGGAUAUGCAAAGCUAUGAAUUAUGCUGUGACAUGAUUGAUGUUGUGAUUGAUCUGUCUUGCAUCUACGGAUCUAAAGAUGAUCCCGAUGUUGCUGCUUUCGACGACCACAGUUCCAGUCUGAUAAAAAUGAACAACAGUACGAUUCUGUAUCUUCGCGAAGUAAAUAAGUUUCUGGCGCUUGUGUGCAUCAUACGGGAAGAAAACUUCUCCCGCCAAGGGGUAAUCGAUUACAACUUUCUGUGUUUCCGUGAAGCCAUUACUCAAGUGUUUGAAUUGCGCCUGAAAAAUCAGAAGCUGGAAGCAGCUGAACAUAGCCAAGAUCAUGAAAGUGACUAUCAGGGAUCAAUCCCCUCGAAUGGUACCGCUUCACAAACUUUCGAGCAACAUAUGAGUAACACAGCUGUAGCCUAAUGGAUAAUUGCUUCAAUGUUGAUUUUACAAACGUGGCAUGAAUAAAGUUGCAGAAUUUGUUUAUUUUCAAA
Aedes albopictus (Asian tiger mosquito) is the source of this 1415-nucleotide messenger RNA. It is a transcript of the gene RagC-D, whose product is annotated as ras-related GTP-binding protein C. Gene Ontology annotation, cellular component: nucleus; Gtr1-Gtr2 GTPase complex; lysosome. Bases 169 to 1344 code for a protein of 391 amino acids. Lineage: Eukaryota; Metazoa; Arthropoda; Insecta; Diptera; Culicidae. The record is from RefSeq and is a predicted model, not a curated record. Gene Ontology annotation, biological process: negative regulation of autophagy; cellular response to starvation. The transcript has 4 exons. Gene Ontology annotation, molecular function: GTPase activity; GTP binding.